AUGAUGGCUUUUGAAGUAGACCCAGUUCAGUACUAUCUGAUUGAAGCGGAAAUUCACGAUAUUCUCCAACCCCAACAACCAACCCCCUCCACCUGCACCUCGGCUUCGGGAUCAGUGUCUUGUGAAGAAGAACGGAAGCGUAGACGAAUGAUCUCAAACCGGGAAUCAGCCAAGAGGUCCAGGCAACGAAAGAAACGCCGGUUACAGGAACUAACAGAUCAGCUUAGACGACUAAGAAUGGAAAAUGGGGAGCUCAAGACCCAGAUGACCUCAAUUGUAAACCAUCGCAACUACCUCCUCACUCAAAACUGUCACCUCCAGUCCGAGAGCCUUCUUCUCCAGUCAAAGUUGUCUGCUCUUUGCCAACUUCUAGUCUGUAGUCGGACAUUCAGUUGUAUGAAUUAG
This is a messenger RNA of Lactuca virosa, 405 nucleotides long. Lineage: Eukaryota; Viridiplantae; Streptophyta; Magnoliopsida; Asterales; Asteraceae. The record is from the annotation of a GenBank genome assembly.